AUGGGUGAUAGUGAUAGACUUGUUAAAAUGGAAAUCGACUAUUCAUCUGUAGUUGAUCAAAAACUUAAGGAAUGUGAUGAAUUAAUGAAAGAUGAAACAAAAUUGAACGAAGUUCUUGAUCGUUUAUUACCACUUGAAAAACAAACUCGAACUGCGGCUGAUGCUAUUUCUACUGGACGUGUUCUUGUAGCUAUUAUUAAAUAUUGUUAUGCAGCAAGACAAUGGGAACAAAUGAAUGAACAUAUUAUAACAUUAUCAAAACGUCGUAGUCAAUUAAAACAAGCAAUUACAAAAAUGGUUCAAGAAGCAUAUGAACUUGUGGAAAAAACACCAGAUUUAGAUACAAAACUUAAAUUAAUUGAAACACUUCGAAAUGUUACUACAGGCAAGAUCUUCGUUGAAAAUGAACGUGCUCGUUUAACAAAAAAAUUGGCUGAUAUUUAUGAAGGACAAGGUAAAACAAAAGAAGCAGCAGAAAUUUUACAAGAACUUCAAGUAGAAACUUAUGGAACUAUGGAUCGUCGUGAAAAACUUGAAUUUUUACUUGAACAAAUGCGUCUUUGUUUAGCUAAAAAUGAUUAUAUUCGAACACAGAUUAUAUCGAAAAAAAUCAAUAUUAAAGCAUUUGAAGAUGAAAGUGCACAUGAUUUAAAAUUAAAAUAUUAUGAAUUAAUGAUUGAAAUGGAUUUACAUGAUAAAAAUUAUUUUGAUGUUUGUCAACAUUAUAAACAUUAUUAUGAUACACCACGUAUAAAAGAAGAUUCAGAAAAAAUGAAACAAGCAUUAAAACAUGUUAUACUCUAUUUAACAUUAUCACCAUAUAAUAAUGAACAAUCGGAUUUUUUACAUCGUUUAUUUCUUGAUAAAAAUCUUGAAGAAAUUCCUAAAUACAAAGAAUUAUUACAACGUUUUAAAACUCAAGAACUUAUUCAUUGGAAAGAUGUAUUAAAAAAUUUUGAAAAUGAACUUAAAAAUGGUACAAAAGAUGAUUUAGCAACAAAUGUUUUUGCUAAAAAUGAUGAUGGAAAUAAACGUUGGGAAGAUUUUAAAAUUCGUGUUGUUGAACAUAAUAUGCGCAUUAUGGCUAAAUAUUAUACACGUGUUCGAACACAAAAAAUGGCUGAAUUACUUGAUUUAACUAGAGAUGAAGCUGAACAAUUCUUAUCAAAUCUUGUUUCAAAUAAAACUAUCAAUGCUAAAAUUGAUCGUCUUCAAAAUAUUGUUACAUUUCAACAAAAACAAUCUCCACAAGAAACUCUUAAUGAAUGGUCGGUUAAUCUUAAUUCAUUAAUGACAAUUAUUAAUAAAACAUGUCAUUUAAUUAAUAAAGAAGAAACUGUUCAUGCUGUACGAACUUAA
This is a messenger RNA of Rotaria sordida, 1359 nucleotides long. The record is from the annotation of a GenBank genome assembly. NCBI's taxonomy places the organism in Eukaryota, Metazoa, Rotifera, Eurotatoria, Philodinida, Philodinidae.